Mercenaria mercenaria is the source of this 10433-nucleotide messenger RNA. RefSeq lists its product as uncharacterized. The transcript is spliced from 64 exons. Gene Ontology annotation, molecular function: calcium ion binding. The coding region runs from base 150 to 10001 and encodes 3283 amino acids. Gene Ontology annotation, cellular component: membrane. Gene Ontology annotation, biological process: cell-matrix adhesion. Lineage: Eukaryota; Metazoa; Mollusca; Bivalvia; Venerida; Veneridae. The record is from RefSeq and is a predicted model, not a curated record.
CAAAAAGAGUACCUUUUUAAUUUUUUCUUCCUAUUUUAAACCAGUCGAAUAUUCUCGCUGCUUUCUUUACCAUUUGGGGUAGUUGCAUAGUACAAUAUUGUCAAAUAUUGUCUAAUAAUGAGGAGAUAAAUUUGCUUUUAAAUAGCAAGAUGAGCCAACUCCUUACUGUAAGGGUAAUCCUUUUGGUGAAUGCUGUGUUAUGCUGUCCUGUCACAGGAAAUGACGUUUUGGAUAUCACUGAGGUGAGACUUGUAAAUGGAAAUGGUAUACAUGAUGGACGAGUUGAAAUCAAUAUAAAUGGGGUAUGGGGAACAAUUUGUGACGAUUCCUUUGGUAUCUCUGCGGCACAAGUUGUAUGCAGAAUGCUAAAUUUAACAGCAUCAGCAAUCGCUACCAAAGCUACAUUUGGCGAAGGAAAUGGGCCAAUAUUUGCACAGAAGGUCACAUGCAGUGGUUCUGAACCACAUCUCCGGCAAUGUACAUAUGUAACCAGCGGAACAUGUUCGCAUGGACAAGAUGUUGGAGUUUUUUGUACAGAAUGUGGACAUGUUAACAUAACAUACGGGGAAGGAUACUCCUUGUCUCCAAAUGGAAGUGUAUUGACAGUCUCUUGCUACAAAGGAUUUCGAUCUAAUGUGAACACGACAGUUUGUGACAAUAACAUAUGGUCAUUGAGAUCAAUAGAAUGUGUACCAGAUUCCAUUGUUUACGUGCGGUUACAAGAUGGUGUUGGUCUAUACGACGGAAGAAUUGAAGUGCUCAUAAACGGGACUUGGGGUGCUGUUUGCAGAAACACACUGACAUAUAAAGAUGUACAGACGAUAUGCACAAUACUUUUUGGAACCAGGAAUUACCAAACGUACUAUCCUAUGGCGACUGCUGGAGCUGUCCCGGUACUGAUUAAACAACUAGGUUGUACAGGAUACGAGAAUAAUAUUAACGAAUGUGAAUUCAGUACGGAUGCAGCAUGUUCAAAUGAACUGUCCGCAGCUGGAGUUGUUUGUCGAGUUCAUCCAUUGAACAUCACGGACAUAAGACUCGCGGACGGUAAUGGACCUUUUGAUGGUCGGGUUGAACUCUACGUCGAUGGUAAUUGGGGCACCAUAUGUAGGCGCUACAUCGGUUUAUAUGAUGCAAUGACACUUUGCAACAUGCUAAAUUUGAGUUUGGCCGCUUACUUCAAGAACAAUGUUUAUGGUGAAGGUUCUGGACCAGUGCUAAUCCAGAAUUUACGUUGUGACAAUGAAGAAAAUCAAAUUGCUAGUUGCAAUUAUUACGACUAUCCAAGCGAAAUAUCACCAUGUAACCAUAACUAUGACCUGUCGUUAGUGUGUACACCGUGUGGCUCUCCAAAUGUCAUAAAUGGCGAAGCAACAUCUUUCAAUGGCUCUGUAUUAACCGUGACUUGUCAGACUGGUUCUAUACCAUACAACGUGUACAUGACCUGCCUGGAAAAUGGAACGUGGGCGUGGGAGGAGGAAUGUACUCCGGUCUAUGUAUACCCUUUAAAUAUUACCGAUAUUCGCUUGGCGGGAAAUAACUGGCCUUCAGAGGGCCGUGUUGAGAUCCUAGUAAAUGGAACAUGGGGUACCAUUUGUGGACGAAAUGUUAAUGAAAUUGACGUAGACGUGAUUUGUCGUAUGUUUGGACUCACGUAUCAGUCUCAUUACACGAAAGCAAAGGAAGAAAAUUUGUUUGGUAUUGGCACUGGCCCAAUUUACAUUGACGACAUCAAAUGCAAUGGGACGGAAAAUCAUAUCAAUUGGUGUAAUUACGAUUUGUCGAAUUCAUGCACACAUUUUGAUGAUCUUGCCGUAAUCUGCACAGGUUACCAGCUGAAUAUCACAGGUAUUAGAUUAGCUGGAACGAACGGUCCAUACCACGGUCGUGUCGAAAUACAAGUCAACAGUACAUGGGGGACAAUCAGUGACUUUGGGUUUUAUCAACUAGAAGCACACGCUGUUUGUUCCAUGCUUGGCUUAAAAUAUAAAGAAUAUAUACAUAAUUCUCAUUACGGGAAGGGUCAAGGACCGAACUACAUUAACAAUCUUGACUGCAAGGGAUACUACAGCCAUAUCAACGAUUGCAAAUAUGUUGUUGACGAUAUAUACAAUCAAGAUCAUUCAGAUGAUGCAUCGGUAAUAUGUUAUGGACCAGAACUAAACAUAACAGGGUACAGACUGACUGAUGGUACAGGUGUUUUUGAUGGUCGUGCUGAAAUCAAGGUCAAUGAUACGUGGGGAACUAUUUGCGACAACAAUUUCAAUAUCCUUGCUGCAGAUUUAUUUUGCAAACAGUUUGGACUAAGAGCUGUGCAGUAUUUCACUGGUGCUGAAUAUGGAGAAGGCAGUGGACCAAUAUACAUUGAUCAGAUAUUUUGUCAGCUCUACAAUCAAGACUUCAGCAACUGCAAAUAUUUGUACUUGAAUUCCUGUACUCAUGAAAUGGACAUUUCUCUUGUUUGUAACGAAUGUGGCGAACCUGCGAUAUCAUUUUGGGGAGCUGGCUAUUUUAGAUUUAGUGGAUCUACUCUCUAUUCAGAUUGCUCCUUCUACAGGAACUAUAUUGGAACGCUCAAUAUGACAUGCGAUACUGACACAAAAACCUGGGUGACACGUGGAGAAUGCCAGGAAUACAAUUAUCCGCUGGAAGUUACCGACAUUCGUCUCGUAAAUGGAAGCAGGCCUAGUAAUGGAAGGGUUGAGCUUAAAUCACUUGGCACCUGGGGGACAAUCUGUGACCAUUCCUUUGGCAUAUUGGAAGCGAACACUAUUUGUAACAUGGUUGGAUAUCCACAUGCAGUGACAUUCUUUCCUGGUUCUCAUAACGGUGAUGGUUCAGGGCCUAUAUUUGUGGAUGAUCUGGUUUGUGGCGAUAAUUCUACUCACAUAAACAACUGCACUUACAAAACGUAUGAUGAUUGUGACCAUUCACAUGAUGUAUUCGUGGAAUGCACUGACUGUGGUGACCCAGCACCUGGGAAUGGUUUUGUAAAUUCUACACGGACAAGUUAUGGCACAGCUAUCCACAUCACCUGUAAACAAAACUAUGAACUUGUCGGGGAAGCAGACAUAAUAUGUCAGUUGAAUGGGUCUUGGAAUAGUCUCCCUGAAUGCAAUCUGAUAGACUGUGGAGACCCAACUCCCGAACAUGGCUCCAGCAACGACACCGUCACUAUUAAGGGCACAGUUGUCAGGAUCUGGUGUGAUGAGGGAUAUAAUAUAUCCGGUGAUGUUGUCAUCAUCUGUCGGCCGGACAGACUUUGGACAGGCUAUCCAACGUGUGAGAUUAUAGACUGUGGGACACCAAAACCAGAUAAUGCUUCAGUUAGUUUGCCAGAAGGAAAAACAACUUACGGAAAUUCUGCAAUCAUCAGUUGUUUGGAAGGAUACAAUCCCCUUGGUAGUACUCCGGUAUCGUGUCUCGCAAACGGCUCUUGGGAAGUAUGGCCAAAAUGUAAAGCUGAAGACUGCGGAGAUCCGUCUCCUAAUAAGGGUUCAGCUAACACAACGGAAACAACAUACGGAACUGUCGUUGAGAUCACAUGCAGCAGUGGUUUCAAUUUAUCAGGAAACUCUACAAUCGUAUGUCAGUCUGAUGGGACAUGGAGCGAUAACCCUGUCUGUGACACAUCAGAUUGUGGACCGUUGUCAGUUGCAAAUGGGGACGUAGACCAAUCUGACGGGACAUCAUUGCAGUCAAUUGUCACAAUUACGUGUAAUGAGGGAUUUGAUAUACAAGGUCCGUCAGCUGUUGUAUGUACACGUUCUGGAUGGAAUGAUUCCACAACAUGUGUAUUGCAAGUUUGUGAGAACCCUUCACCUACGAACGGAAGAAUAAGUGAUACUGAUGGUAAGGAUGGAUACGUGUUUGGCAAUUAUGCGAAUAUAGACUGUAACACAGGAUAUAGCAUACAGGGAGAAAACGUCAUCACAUGUCAGAAUGGAGGAGUUUGGAGUGACAGGCCAGUGUGCGAAUUAGUUGAUUGUGGAAAUCUAACUACACCGACUCAUGGGACGAAGAAAGUGUUGCAAGGAACAAAAUAUAAUGACAAAAUUACAUUUAAUUGUAAUGAAGGAUUCCUUCUGGUUGGUGAGGAAACAAUCAUCUGUGGCAAAACUGGAGAGUGGAGUAAUGAGGCUCCAAUAUGUUUGGCUAAAUCUAUAGUUGGUGGGCCUUGUGUCAGCAACGAAUAUUGUUUAAUGAAAGAUUCUCUGUGUAUUAACUCUGUAUGCACCUGUAUCACAGGAAUUUAUGAAAAUCGUACAAACACGUGUGAUAAAAUGCCACUUUUGCCGUACGGCUCUGAUGUGGGAGACUAUUUUUUAUCUGAGGAAGACAUCUGCGGACCAGGUGUAACUUUUUUACCAGGGAUGCCUGUUUCUGGCAAAAUGCGCACAAAUUUGUAUGUUUGCUCCUAUGGAUUUAUUAGCUUGGACACUCGGUACACAAACCCUUCACCUCCGCAGAACAUUGACGAUGUACUAACUGUAGGGCAACAUACAAUUAUUGCGCCUUUUUAUGGCCCAAUAAAUAGAAGAAGAUCCGGUCCUGUUUAUUAUAGAUCGUACGACAUUCUGAACUCGUAUAACAAGAUGAAAGAUGAUGCAGAAUUAGUGUCUUAUAUCGAAAACAUCGUUAUAAAAUUUGGAGACUUGGAAACGUAUGAUGCGAGCUUUAUUUUAAUUGCAACAUGGCACAAUACAAGACCUUUUGGAAUAGGUUUUGAUACCUCUAAGACAUCCACGUUUCAAGCUGUACUUGUGUCUGACGGAAAGACCACAUAUGUGUUUUAUAUUUAUGGGCAUGGUUUGAUGCAAUGGAAUAUCAAUGAUUCUCAUCAUUCCCCAAUUUGGGUUGGUUUCAAGACAGACACAGUAGACUCUUUCACCACCUACACACACCCGUAUGCAUUCUCUUCACAAGUUCUGCAACUGGAUUCACUGCCUGUAAUAUCUAAAUCUAAAAACGAUGUAACCGGACUGGUUUUCAAGCAGCUGAGCCAGAAUGGAAGAGAAAAUGAUGCAGUUGAUUGUAUACGAUGGUAUAAUGAAAAUCAUAAAGAAAAGCAACACCUGGACUAUAUAUCAAGCCUGACUCCAGAAUGUCCUUGUGAUAUCUGGUUAUCAAGAUUCGACCCAUGGUUCUGGCGUAUCGGAUUACAUAGAUGGCGCAAAGAUGUUACACACGCAUGCGUUGAUAUGCUUCACGUUGGAAACUUCGGACAAUAUGGAAAGUCCUGUUGCUAUGAUUUGAGGACUUGGCUUUGGGUAUACGAGAGACCACUUGCAGGAGGUUUUCAGUUGUACAGUCCUCAAUAUCCGCUGGAACAUAUCCAAAAUGAUGUCAUACCAAAGACAAAAUGUUGUGUAAAUUCCGAUUAUUGCAACUUAUAUUACGAAUUAAGACCAACUGGAUCUUGUUACGUAUCCUCUUCUUACGACUAUGGAGUAUUCUGGGGAGAUCCUCAUUUCAUUACUCUGGACGGAUUGAAUUUCACAUUCAAUGGCCUUGGGGAGUUCACACUUUUACAAAUACGAACAGCUAAUUACACGUUCGACCUUCAAGCAAGAACUGAAAGAGCUAUAAAGAAGGAUGGUAACUUAUCCGAUGCUACAGUGUUCAGUGUUUUUGCUGUAAAAGACUCAACAAAUGCAUCUUUACAAGUGGAACUUAACAGAGCGAAGGAUGGUAUGAUAUUGCACGGAAACAAAAUAGAUCUCACGAAACAAUUUUAUGCGAGUGUUGAGCCUUAUGACCCAAUUGUUUAUUUCCCAACGGAUCCAAGAGAGGGCAAUUUGAUAAUUUUCAAACAAGAUGAAACUAUCAGCGUGUCAUUCCCGACUAUGGGUAUUACGCUCAAUAUAUCUGUAAAUGUGGAGAUGCUAUCGUUAAACACAGGCGUUUCAAAGAGUUUAAAAGGUCAUACGACAGGACUCCUUGGAAACUAUGACGGCAACCCUGACAAUGAUUUUUCCAUGCCCAGUGGAACUGUUCUUCGUGCGGACCUCACUGAACGGGAAGUGUUCGAAUAUGGAAAGUCAUGGGAAAUAAAUCCAGACAACUCUGCAUUUAUCUAUGACGAAGGAAAAUCACAUUCAAACUAUCACAAUAAUUCUUACGUACCACGAUUUCUGGAUGAAGCUGAUCCUGUCAAAAGAGCUGAAGCGGAGAAAUCAUGCAAUGGUUCCCAUAAUAUCGAAUGUGUAUUUGAUUUCGUGUUCACAGAAAAGAAAGAAAUAGCUGACCAAACAAAUAUCAUAAGAGCACAAUCCGACUCUACCAGAUCGGAACUAGAAAUAAUGGUCCCGUCACUGACAGGAUGUAUGGUCGUUAACGCUAAGAAGGGUGAUGAUGUAAUAUGCAACCUUAACUAUGAUACUGGUGAUGAAAUACAUUUUAUUGAAAAUAGUGUGAACGCUAUGUUAGACCAAGGAUCAUCGUCUAUCAAAUAUGUUCAAACAACUGAUGAGCCUGUGAACAUACGAAUUGCUUCAAAGAACGAACAUGGCCGUUAUUCUCCAACUUUUAUUGUAAGUGUUCUCCUUUGCACAAACUGUAACGGUCAUGGUGUGUGUACUAACCAGUCAAGAGACGAUGCACGAGAAAAUAACUAUUUCAAGUAUGCCACAUGUGAAUGUGAACCACAGUAUCAAGGCAAUGACUGUGAGGAAGACUUCGACGGUUGUGCAGCAAAUCCGUGUUCGCUAAAGAGAAAUUGUACUACUCUAACAGCAGAAGAACAAAAAGCACAAAAGAGAUCUUUCAUAUGUGGUCCUUGUCCUUCGGGCUACAGGGCAGACAACGAAGGCGACUGUAUUGAUUUGGACGAAUGCAUUGAAAGCAUGAAUGUCUGUGAACAUGUAUGCGUUAACACAGAAGGCAGUUAUUUCUGUUCUUGCAAUGCUGGGUUUAGAGUUGACAGCAGAAAUAUAAGUAAUUGCAGAGAUAUAAACGAAUGUGAACAAGCUCAGCAUAAUUGUACGCAUGUAUGCAGUAAUACCGCAGGUGGGUUCUCCUGCACGUGUUAUUCUGGGUACAAACUUGACGAAGCAACGUGGUCGUGUGUUGAAGUAUCAGACGGUGGUUGCAAUGAAACAGAGAGGUUUACUUGCUCAAACACAAGUGGUUGCACUAUAGUUGAAGGAAGGUCAGAGUGUUUCUGUACUGAAGGAUACGAGUUGGACGAAUCUAAAACACUUUGUCAAGAUAUAGAUGAAUGUAGUCGAGAUGUUUGUCCUCAUGAUUGUGUCAAUUCUGCUGGCAGUUUUCAGUGUGUUUGUUUUACUGGAUAUAAACUACAGGAGCCAACAACAUGCAUAGCCUGUGAAAUUCCUUACUGGGGGAACAAUUGUACACAUAAAUGUGUUUGUACUGGUCGCGGUGCAGACAGAUGUGAUACUGUUAAGGGUUGUAAGUGUGAAGAUGGUUGGCAAGGUGAAACUUGCGAUGACGAUAUCAACGAAUGUAGCACAUUGCCUGAAGUAUGUGAUGACCCGCGGAAAACAUGUGUCAAUUACUUGGGAUCAUACAGCUGUGUUUGUAAGACUGGAUUUCACCUGACAGAACAAGGGGACUGUGAAGAUGAUGAUGAAUGUGCUGAUCCACAGCUGCAUAAUUGUAUGCAUAAAUGCAAGAAUGCCUUCGGUGGUUAUACUUGCGAGUGUUACAAUGGCUUCUCAAAGGUCAAUGCAACAAGUUGUGCAGAUGUAAAUGAGUGUGCGGUGGGAACAGAUAGAUGUGAGCAACAGUGUACAAAUUAUCAGGGUCUUUACACAUGUUCCUGUUUCUAUGGAUAUAUACUAAAUGAUGACCGCCAAACAUGUACCAAAGUUUCAGAUCCUUGUUUCACUGAAAGAAAUUUAACAUGUUCACACUUUUGCGUGUUGUCUCAAGAAGAAGCGGCAUGCGGUUGUCAAAAGGGUUAUCACUUGGAAUCUGAUAAUGAGACUUGUACAGAUAUCAACGAGUGUGAUGACAGUGCCACUAACAAAUGUGACAAUGAUGCUACAUGUAUUAAUACGGUGGGGUCCUUAACUUGCGUGUGUCCAGUUGGGAAACAACUUGAAAAUGAUGACAGGACAUGCUCAGACUGUGAUAUGUUCCAUUAUGGCAAAGAUUGUUUGCAGAACUGCAGCUGCUUAUACGGGAAAUGUGACAGAAUUGCUGGCUGUGUUAGUGACGGCGGUUGGGCUGGAAAUCAAUGUGAUAUUGAUAUUAACGAAUGUGAAACCGGACUGGUUACAUGUACAGCAGAUAAUACGGUUUGUACGAACUUACUUGGUGGCGCAAUGUGCUCAUGCAGUUCUGGCUAUACAAAUAAUUCUGGAGUUUGUCGAGAUAUAGACGAAUGUAGCGAUGUAAACUUAAAUUCAUGCGACCAACAAUGUACUAAUUCAGUCGGAAGCUAUACCUGCACUUGUAAUAAAGGAUUUGUUUUAAAAGGAGGAAAAUGUACAGACGUAGAUGAAUGUUCUGGGAAAAAUGCUUGUGAUCAGAUCUGUGAGAACGUCAUUGGAAGCUACAUAUGUUCAUGUGCAGGUGGAUUUAAACUCAAUCUAAUUGACAGAAAGUCUUGCAGACCGGAAAAUGAGUGUAACGACAAAGAAAGGACUACCUGCAAGCCAAAUACCGCAUGCUCUGUGAAGGAUGGUGAAGUAAUUUGUACUUGUCUGAAAGGUUAUCGAGCAAUUGGAAAUGCAUGUGAAGAUGUUAAUGAGUGCAGUACAGACACGAAUCCAUGUUCCCAAAAUUGCACUAAUAUAGACGGAAGCUUUCGCUGCAGUUGUUACACUGGAUAUUACCUAGCUGAUGAUCAACUGACUUGCCAAAAAUGCAAUGUUUGGAAAUAUGGUAAAGACUGCAGCGCUAAUUGUUCUUGUAACAAACUACAAGCAGAGAAAUGUGACUCUGUUACUGGUCAUUGUGAGUGUAGACCUGAAUGGACUGGUGCAAUAUGUGGUGAUGAUGUUGAUGAAUGCACAGACGAGACAGCUUGUCCGAAUAACUCCAUAUGUAUGAACUUUGCCGGAGGCUUCGAGUGUAGAUGUAGAAACGGCUACUUUACAACAGGAACUGGACACUGUGAAGAAUGUGAUAACUGGCAUUUUGGGAACAGCUGUCUUCAAGAUUGUACGUGCAGCUUCGAGAACACAGACGAUUGCUAUCACGAAACGGGUGAAUGUAUUUGCAAGCAGGGAUGGACGGGUGUAAAUUGCACAACAUAUGAUGACGAAUGUACAAAAGAUACUGAUGUUUGUCAAGAAAAGGCAAAUUCAUUCUGCCAAAGCAAUGCUGGUUCUUUUAAAUGUAUAUGUAAGGAUGGCUUUCUUGAAGAAAAUGGUCAUUGUAAAGAAUGCGAUGACAGCCAUUAUGGGACUAACUGUAGUAAGAAAUGUUUGUGCAAUAGUCUACAUACAGCGUUUUGUCACCAUGUAACUGGAAAAUGUACUUGCAAGGAGGGACGGUCAGGUGUUCACUGUACGGACGAUAUAGAUGAGUGUGUAACCAAUGGAACUGUGUGUCAGACAAAGGCUAAUUCUACAUGCAGAAAUACAGACGGCUCGUAUGAAUGUGUUUGUGAUGACGGCUUUCAAGAACAAGACAAUAUUUGUACAGAUGUUGAGCCAACGACUGCGAAGUCAAUGAACUGGUCACUGGUUAUUGGACUGUCUGGGGCGGGUUUGUUCCUCGUGAUUAUGGUGGCCUUGACAGUUGUUGGGUUGCGAAAUAUCUCUCGAAGACAGAAAAGAAAAAGGUCACGGUCAAGCCAGAAUACCCGCAGACCUUAUGGCCAGCGCUCUAAUUACAGCAACAAGCAAAUGAGGCAGGAAGAUGAAACAUCCACCAGCGAACUGAGACAUUCAAACUGGAGAGAGAAAUUUUCAAGCACACCACGUUUACGUCCAAAUGAAAACUUAACUGCCUACAUCCAACCGUACCAUAUCCCGCACGCUCGAGCAGCUGCUUACAGUGAUGCCGAUAAUAACAACCAGCGGUAGAUGCUUGAUUUUAAGGCAUAGGCUUAUUAUACAAGCUUCUUGACGUUUUAUUUUGUGACAUCUUUAAACAUUUCUCUGUCAAUAGACAAGUUCCUUUUUUAACAUUGUGCACUUAUUAAAUAGCAAAGGCGUUUCUUAGACCGGUACUAUCGACAUCGUAGCCGGAGCGCCUGUGGGUGUAACAGUGCUAGUAACGACGUAAGACGCGGCCUUUUCAUUUAAUUAGUUGUUUGGUUAUAUACUUAAAAGCAAUACAGAGUUAUGUAAAAUUUAAAACAGUUUAUCACAUUUAGCGUAAAAUUGAAAAUAUUGACGUUGAAUCUUUUAACCAUACUCGGGGUGGGCCAGAAACCUAUUUGACAUGACUUAUUCGAGUUGUAUAAUUGUCACAGUUUAUUGUUAGGUAUUUGUAUAAUACACAUAUAUAUAUAU